UGCAAAAUAAUCGCGAAUAAAUUUUGCAAACUGGAAGUUUAGCCAGUGCACCUGAUGCUAACCUGAUAAGAUAAAAAGUUGAACGUGACGUUUGCGAGUGGGACUCAUUAUCGGCUACCUCGUCCAUCGGCAAGUGAAAUUCCCCGUGGUUGUGCAAGGAAGUAGGUCGCAAACACACGUUAAUGCGAAACAAGAACGAAGCCCGUGAGACAUUCUUUCGAAAGUCUUUUCGUACGCAGACUUGACAGGACCAAAGUUCAAGGCAACUAUUACUAAUUCUAAUAUAAACCUAAAGCAAUUAUUGUUAAAGUCCAUGUACAUACAAUGUACAUGAAAUACGACCGGAAUCGCAAGUAGCUAUGUCCUUGAAUAUAAUAUAUUUGCAUGUGUUAUACAAGAAGUGAAGUAAAGACGAUACCACUGCGUAAAAGUUACCAAGAAUUAUGCUACGGUUGAUUGAUCGCUGGUUUUCUCGCCGUAUGCAUGAACCACAAGUCCAUCCAUCCUGAAAGAUAAUCCUCAAAUGCCAAGAGUGAUUAUUAUUGCGAAAAAAGGAAAGCGCAUAAUUUAUCGUGUAUUCGAAAGUGACAUGCGAUGGGAGGAUGUGAGAUCGUUAUUUAGAAUUGAUACUAAUCGAAAGCAGCUGCCAAUGCUGGCUUAUGCAAGGACGUUCAUUAAGUUCAAAAGAAGUAAUGCAAAAGCACUUGGCUACAACUUGAAACAUGCGGUCGUGCGGAAGUAAAAUCGGACAAUCUUAAUUGACGGCGCAAGAAGUAGAACACGCGUGGUAAAACUAAAGGAGGUAUUUCUCGGAUGAUGGAAAUGGUGAAUGAAAAACUGCGUAGACGAAGCGUAAGCGAACUGCUCAAUUGGAGAUGCCUAGUUGAAUGUAAGGGCGCCAUUGCUGGAAACGAAAAUGACAGCGCAGGAAGACUUUUGCUAGAGGAUCGUGACGGAGAACCAGAGACACGCAGACGGAGACGAUCCGGUACUUGGCCAAGAACGAGGAGUCUAAACGCACCCAGUCCCGUUCAACACUUCGGGCGAUGUGGGGCUAUCAUGAAAACUUCUGUAACGGUUAUGACUAUUCAGGACCCGGCCUCUCAGAGGUUGACGUGGAACAAGCCACCUCUCUCUGUUCUGGUUAUCAAGAAGGUUCGUGAUUCGUCAGUCCUGCUACCGUUUGUUCAGUUGGUCACAUGGUUGAUACAGGCAAAACGAAUGGUUGUAUUUGUGGAAGCUUCUGUUCUGGAGGACCCAGCCCUUGCCAGGGAUUCUAAAUUUCAAAGUGUUCGUGAUAGAUUACAAACUUUUAGAGAUGGCACAGAUGACUUGCAGGAUAAAAUUGAUUUUAUCGUCUGCUUGGGAGGCGACGGUACACUUCUUUAUGCCAGUUUGUUGUUCCAACAGUCAGUACCACCUGUAAUGGCAUUCCAUCUUGGUUCUUUAGGAUUUCUUACGCCCUUCGAAUUUGAUAAUUUUCAGGAACAAGUGACCAACGUUCUUGAAGGUAAUGCAGCUUUAACUUUAAGGAGUCGUCUGAGGUGCAUAAUUAUACGCAAGAAUGAGGACAGUCAGCUGACUGAACCACCAACGAAUCUCUUGGUAUUGAAUGAAGUUGUAGUGGAUCGAGGGCCCUCACCUUACCUUUCAAAUAUCGACCUAUUCAUUGACGGCAAACACGUGACAAGCGUCCAGGGUGAUGGCUUGAUCGUGAGUACGCCGACCGGGUCGACCGCUUAUGCAGUUGCUGCUGGAGCUAGCAUGAUUCAUCCUUCAGUUCCUGCCAUAAUGAUCACACCAAUCUGCCCUCACUCUCUGUCUUUCAGGCCGAUCGUCGUACCUGCUGGGGUCGAGCUCAAGAUAAUGGCGAAUAGCAAUGCUCGCAGUACAGCUUACGUCUCCUUUGAUGGCCGCAAUCAGCAAGAGCUGCGUGUCGGCGACAGUUUGAAAGUGACAACCUCUAUAUACCCGGUGCCUAGCAUUUGCGCAGCCGACCAAAUCACCGACUGGUUCGACUCCUUAGCUGAAUGCCUUCAUUGGAAUGUUAGAAAACGGCAGAAACAUUUGGACGAACUAAGUGAUCUCGCUCAUUCAUCCAGCAACGAUACCUUAGAUUCUCUCGAUCGAGAUAGUUAGGUCAAGAAGAAUGUUCAUUCAUAGUCAAAAUUGACAAUAUUUGACCAAAUAUUACUUCAUUGAAAAUCAAGAUAAAGUCGGUUAUUCGACUUUUCUAAUUAAUGUCGCCUUCAUCAUACGAACAUCAACGAAAUCUUAUUAAGUGUGAGGAAAUUAAUAAAAAAUUAAUUGUCAGGAAAGAUAUGAUCUAUGAGAUUGUCAUUUAAAAUCAUCUAAGAUGUAAGAUCUAUGUACAGCUGGAGAUGAAUGUUACGUCGUUAGAUUAGAAAAAUUACCUUGGAUCAUGAGGUAUAGAAAUCUUAAUUCUUAAUAAUAAAGUGCAUUUGUCUUUGGAGAGAAUGUUAACAAAGAAAUAUUUCAAUAUUGUCAUAUAGAAAUUAUGUACUUUUAAUAAUUUGAACGU
Cyphomyrmex costatus is the source of this 2542-nucleotide messenger RNA. Its product is annotated as NAD kinase. Gene Ontology annotation, molecular function: NAD+ kinase activity. Gene Ontology annotation, biological process: NAD+ metabolic process; NADP+ biosynthetic process. The coding region runs from base 814 to 2139 and encodes 441 amino acids. Lineage: Eukaryota; Metazoa; Arthropoda; Insecta; Hymenoptera; Formicidae. The record is from RefSeq and is a predicted model, not a curated record. The transcript has 8 exons.